AUGGUUGCGACCGACGGCUACGGCAUAAUGUCGCCUCAUGGUUCACCUCCAACGGCGCAACACUGGGAGGGCUUUUCGCCUCUGAUAAAGGAGAGCAUGGCCGGCAAGUCGGGUCGACUCGCUCCCAGAUGGGUUCAUGAUCUUCUGAAUUCUGAGUUGGACGUCGGUUCCUUCACAAACAUCCAAUGGGACCCGAACGCACGCUGCAGUAGAAAGACCGUAACGCACACUCUCGUUCUUGUUGGGAAUCAAAGCAGUGCCGAGGGACGAAACCCUGGCGUCCUCUCGUGCGUUUGCACUACAUGUGACUUUCACUUUCUCAUAAGGACGGCCUGGGAUGCUGACCAGUUGGUGUGUCUUUGCCAACCGUUUCCUGUUCACUUUCCGCCAAAGGACACAGACUUUUACCUACAUCACCUUGUCAAUAUUGAGCAGCCGCCUCAAAACCAAGACUACACGUCUGACUAUCAUCCCUUGAUUCGGGAAUCUCUGAUUGCCGUCGAACAUUUCGGUUGUUCAGCUCCCCGUUGUACGUUCCAAGUGACGGUCGAGAUAUCACGCCCUCGCCUCAAGCGCGAGUGGGUACAGCUACUAACCGACCAACAACGCAUUUUGGACAACCUAGCGCGAGCACGAAAACAGUCGCCUGACCGAUUCUCAGAUGCUAGGGAUGAUUGGUGUACCAGCGCGCCGUCAACGCUGAACACGUACUUGAGAGACCUGCUGGAUAAGCCAAACCCACGCAAUAUUUCUCAACGCAACAAGCGUUUCCAGGUAGUUUUUGGUGAGGAAUGCUAUGUUAUCUUUAAAGCGAUUGAGUUUUCUGAGGAAAUACUCGACAAAGAUGGCGUUCUGGAGCCUUACUUCAUCCCUCCUGUUCUGGAACCUGGCACUGCGGGUACGCCAACGAGACUGAGUACUUUGCGGGCAUUCGUGGAGGAUAUGCAAGCUGAAGCGGAAAGUCUCAUUAUUCGCAAUGGAAAACCUGGAGAAAACCGGCCUGUGGCAGGAAAUCGUGUUUUCAAGGAGCUCCAAUGCCUGGACUAUCCGCAGAACAAGGUUUCCCCGCGACCAGUCGAAGCUCAUCGGACCCUUGGUGUUCUGCCUGACUUUGACAAGGCACUCAUUUUCUAUGCUUAUAACCGCCAGUCUAUUUUAUGUGAGCAACGUCGGCCUGAUUAUGUUCAGGCACUUCGUGAUAUUGCUCAAGAAACUGCUGAUGAUGAAUUCCAAACCCGGGCAAUUCAGGAGCUCACCAUGGUAGAGAGAAUGCCCACUGCGGGUCAUUAUGGUGCGGGUGAUGAGUUGGAGCAGCAGGCAUAUUCUUUCUUCAGUUUGCAGUACACAGCGACGGACGACGCUGUCAUCCAUGCUUUCAACAAGAAAAUCGAGCAUUCGCCCUCCCAGGCUGACUCAGCGCGCGAGAUGCUACAAAUAAUUGGGCGGCACAGGUCCAAUGACAGGAUUCUCAAUCAUGCAAGUGGCCCUAUGGAUGUCGCUGCAGCUUAUCGCAUUCUUGAGGCGGAUCCACAGUGGCCCGACAGUACUAUAUCGAUGAUGUGCAGUGUUAAGCUCAACAAACACCCCGAAAAUAAAGCUGUUGUUGCGCAAGCAGUUGAGGCUAUGGAAGCUAUCGCUGCCGACAGAAACAGCGAUGAGUUACGACAAGCUGCCAUCUCUCUGAAAGCAGAUCUUUCGCGCAUGCAGCAGCAAUCGCAAGAUGGUCAAAUGUUCUCAGUCGAUGCUGGCAGUGUUCAAAAUGAUCCCAAGCCCCGUCUAGAUCUGCCCGCUGGCCUCGAAAAUAUUGGUAACACGUGUUACCUGAACAGCAUUUUGCAGUACUUGAGGACGGUUAUCCCAAUUAGAGUGUUGCUCGCUCAGUAUUCAGAGUAUCAGCUGGGACUCGAGGAAUCUGAUAUCACCAACAGACUUAUUGGUGGUAAUAAGCUCAAGGUCGAAACUGCGGAGGCCGUUAUUGGACGUAUUUUCGUUGAAGAGCUUGACAGACUAUUAGACAACCUCGAUAACACCAAGGAGAUCGCAAUUCGCCCAUCCCAACGUCUUGCCAACGCCGUUCUGUUACCCACUAGUCAGAUCAAGAAGGAGUCAAACGCGGUAGAGGCUAAAGAGCCCGAGGCACAGAGAACACAAGAGGUUAUGGGUGCUCAAUUCCCCAUCCCUCCUCCCCUGCCAGCACGUCCGGCUCCUGGACCACCUACUAAGAACGUGGACCAUGUAGAAGAUGUCAACAUGGUUAACGUCUCUGUUAACCCUGUCUCCGAAUCUGCAAGCAGCGUAAGCUCGCAGACCUUGGUCAGUUUGCCAGAUGCUGACGAGGAGAAGAGCGACGUCAAACUCAACUCGAACAAACACGAGCCGGCACCCGAACUUGUACCAGAUAACGAUGUUCAAAUGAUCGACGCCGAAACGCCAAUCCUAUCUGUCCAGCAGAUCGAGCAGAGAGUACUGAAAGCCCUCGAGACCCAGAAGCGCUCCUCCGGGACCGAUCAACAAGACGUGGAAGAAGUCAUGGGCAGUAUCAUCAACCGCCUGCAGGCAGCAAUCCGGCCCACUGAAAUAAGUAAAGAUGGAGUUCAGUGGGAACCUAUUAUGAAAACAUUCUACGUCGAGUUGACGAACCACACAAGAAUGCCGAGUCAGACAAAGUUUACACCGGAUUCAACCCUAGAAAGAGCAAUCACGGCAUACCCUGCGGAAACUGGCCCAAGCACAAUUCACGAAGGCCUCAGUCGGAACUUUGAUUUGCAAAGAGUUGCUGUUGAGAAGGGUGAAGAUAUCAUGCGGUUUACUUCGAUUAAGAAUCUUCCUCCUAUCUUGCACGUACUCAUCCAAAGAACCAAGAAUGACGGGCACAAGAAUAUGAACCCUGUCGAAGUAUCGGAGAUGCUUUAUCUUGAUCGAUACAUGGAUACUCCUGGGGACCCUGAGUUCUUCAAGCUGAGACAAAAAGGAUGGGCUCUGCAGCAGCGCUUGGAGCAGUUAAACAGCAUUUCCAGGACCACUACCGAAGACCUACAAAUCAUGGAUGGCUUUAUCAAAGACUUUGUCUGCAUUGAAAAAUCGGAUUUUGAGCCUUCACUUUUAGCAGAUCAGCCGGUAUCAUCGCUCAGCUUUGCCGGGGAAGAAGCUCCAUUCAAAACCUACACGCCUCAUUCGGAGCCAACAUUUGAGAAGAUCGAGCCGCCUGCUGCGGCAAGCGUUACUCCAGCUGCACGAGAACAAAUCAACAACAUGCGUGAAGACGAAGUGAAGAAGUACAAAGCUGAGCUGGACGAAUUAUUCUCUCAGCACAAACAGCAGGCCUACCGUUUGCAUGCCGUCAUCUGCCAUAGUGGCCGGCUGACAGCUGGUCACUACUGGGUCUGGAUUCAUGACUUCGAGGACGGCAUUUGGCGAAAGUAUAAUGACGGAAUAGUUACCGAAAACGCUAACACUGAAGAGGUCCUGAAAACAUUGAACAGCAAUGGUGACCCAUACUACCUUUGCUACGUCAAAGACGAAAUGAGAUUCGACCUGGUGCGAGUUCCCAAACGAGUAGAGGCAACAUCCGGCCAGGCUCAAAAGGACACCGAUGGGGAUAUCGACUUGAUUGACGUGGCAGAGGCGAGGGCUGAUGGAGAAGGAAUUCCUAACGAGACGGCUUCCGACCGCAAUGUGGUCGAGCAUGAUUCUGUACCGUCACAGAGCAACGACCGGACUUAG
Molecule: messenger RNA, 3723 nt
Organism: Colletotrichum truncatum
Lineage: Eukaryota; Fungi; Ascomycota; Sordariomycetes; Glomerellales; Glomerellaceae
Product: ubiquitin carboxyl-terminal hydrolase
Biological process (GO): regulation of proteasomal protein catabolic process; proteasome-mediated ubiquitin-dependent protein catabolic process; protein deubiquitination
Molecular function (GO): cysteine-type deubiquitinase activity; proteasome binding
Source: RefSeq, a predicted model, not a curated record